GAGCGGGUGUGGUUGCUCCUCUCCCAGUCAAACAGCGCCAGUUUUGUCCUUUGCAACUAUCCCCUCUUCCACCCAUUGUCGCAGGACAGAUCCUACCAAAUCUCGACCGUCGACCUCUAUCCGACAAGACUUUCUCUCGAGUUAUCGCUCAGUGCUUUUUUCCCCCCGCCGCCAGCUUCUCUCCCACCAGACUUCACAAUGGGCAAGUUGACCAGCACGAUCGGUAUUCCGAUCAAGCUCCUGAACGAGGCGCAGGGCCACGUUGUCACGCUCGAAAUCACGUCCGGUGUCGUGUACCGCGGAAAACUUCUGGAGGCCGAAGAUAACAUGAACGUUCAACUGAAGGAUAUCACGGUUACCGCCCGCGACGGUCGCGUGUCACACUUGGAUCAGGUCUACAUCCGGGGAAGCCAUGUCAAGUUCUUCAUUGUGCCGGACAUGUUGAGAAACGCCCCCAUGUUCCGCUCGCGAGGCCAGCGCGGCCGCGGUGUCGGUCUGGCUCGUGGUAAGGCCACUGUGCAGAGAGCUCGGGGCCAGCGACGGGGCUGAGGAUAGAAAUGUGUGAUUUGAUGAUGACGUUGGGGAGGGAGGUGGAUAAUCAUUGACUUGGUCGGCGUUUGCUCUUUUUUUCUCUUCUGUUAUGGACUGCUGCAACCUUGGAUCUGGGUCGGUCGGGGGUUGAUUCCAUUGAAUCGAAUAUACUACACGAAAAUCGAAUGACGAUUAGC
Messenger RNA from Aspergillus uvarum CBS 121591, 728 nucleotides. RefSeq names its product putative small nuclear ribonucleoprotein SmD3. Lineage: Eukaryota; Fungi; Ascomycota; Eurotiomycetes; Eurotiales; Aspergillaceae. The record is from RefSeq and is a predicted model, not a curated record. Gene Ontology annotation, biological process: spliceosomal snRNP assembly; RNA processing. The coding region runs from base 199 to 549 and encodes 116 amino acids. Gene Ontology annotation, molecular function: RNA binding. Gene Ontology annotation, cellular component: catalytic step 2 spliceosome; commitment complex; U5 snRNP. The transcript has 4 exons.